AUGCAGCAUCCACCGGAGCGACUGGACCUCCUGCUCGUACGUCUCGAGGCUCUUGACGUGCUGCUGCGGUUUGCUCAAUCGACCAGCGCCGAUGCGUUUGUCCUUGUGCUAUGUUCGGCAGCUUGCGGUGCACAGUGUCUCAACAAAGAGCAACCAGCAACGAGAGUGAUCCAAGCGAAAUGA
Molecule: messenger RNA, 183 nt
Organism: Peronospora matthiolae
Lineage: Eukaryota; Oomycota; Peronosporomycetes; Peronosporales; Peronosporaceae
Source: the annotation of a GenBank genome assembly